AUGGAGAAAGAGAAGGAUACAAGCAGUCACAGAGAUAAGAGACAGAGAGGCAAAGAAACACUCAAAUCUCCACGUCUAGAGAUGGAGGAGAGCUUUGGAAAAGCGUUGCAGGAGAUUGCAUCAACAGAAGCAUUUGCCCAAUUGUGGGAAUCAGGUGCAAUUGAAGAGGGAAUGAGAAAAAUACAAGACAGAAUCAAGUGUGGGUCUUAUGCUCUUUCUCCUCCUCAACUCAAUGCAGAUCUGCAAGAGCUCUGUAACAGUGUAAGAGAAAUUGGUGAAAGAGAAGACGACCAACUUAUACAGUGCAGUAAUAAGAAUUGUGGCUUCAAGUAUUACCUUACAAGAUGUAUGAAACCUCCAUUGGGUUCUGCUCCGUUGCCUGGUGUAACAUGGUACUGCCCUUCAUGUCUGUGUAGAGAAUGUUUUCUGCUUGAGAAUAAUGCUCCAACUAUUCUUUGUAGUGGUUGCAGUGACUGCUAUCAUACCCAAUGUGUGCAACCUCCUCCAGAGGGAAACUGGUUUUGUGUUCCUUGUGUGGAAUGGCAGAACAGAUUGUUGAACUCCCCAGAUGGUGCAAUUAAGGAAGCUAAUAGGAGAAGUGUACGUUCAAAAAGGAAAAUACCAUAG
Cryptomeria japonica (Japanese cedar) is the source of this 627-nucleotide messenger RNA. RefSeq lists its product as uncharacterized. NCBI's taxonomy places the organism in Eukaryota, Viridiplantae, Streptophyta, Pinopsida, Cupressales, Cupressaceae. The transcript is spliced from 2 exons. Bases 1 to 627 code for a protein of 208 amino acids. The record is from RefSeq and is a predicted model, not a curated record.